CUCUGUUUCUCUGAUAUCGUGUCAGUUUUUUUCGAGUAAACUUCCCUAUCGCUGGGCGCCCUCACUAACUUCCUGCCUCCGUUUCUCGCUGCGCUGGCCUCGGCUUGCACGUUCUGUCUAGGUACACAAUCACUAAGAUGAACCUCCGGCCAAGACUUAUCAUCCUGGCAGUAGUGAUCGCGCUCGGAAUCACAGCUGUGGGGUUCCUCGACCAAGGCCAGGCGGGGGCGGUCUCCCUGUCCAGGCUCCUCAAGGCAGGCACCAAGGCCAAGUACGACGUGUGGCCUUCUUUCUCCGUCGAGCCCAAACACGAUACGGCGUGGUACGUACAGGAGUGCUUCGGCGGCAGUCAGUCUGAAGACAUCGAGGUGAUCUUCGGGCAGCUCCUCACCGCGUGGUCAAAGUCAGAGAACCCUGAGUGCGCUGGCCUUUACUCGAAGUUCAGUUACCUGUACGAAGUUCACGAUCGCUACGCCUCCAGGUUGCAUGUUCCAGGACCCUUUGCGGAGAAAAUUAAGGCUUGGCUCCAUAACGAUACGAAACUAUUGGAACAGAUUCAUCGUCAGCACCUGAUUCACGUGUUUCACCCGCUGACGUCAGAGCACACAGUGUACAACCCGGUGCGUGCGAGCCGUCCGAUGCCAACUCAUGAAAUAAAUCCUUUUGAAUGGAUCGACAAUCUCUCGGCUGAUACAAGUUUAAACUGUGAUUUCUGCAGGUACAGUGAGAACACGGCCGUUGAUGGGCUCGGAAGGGACGACGCGAACGACACUGCACGACUGACGAACACCUUCAAAGUGGAGUCGUGGCACAGCAUGGUGGUGACCAAGUACCUCCACCACCCUUUGAACUUCACCAGGGAACUCAUGAGUCACUUCUUCGAGGCCGCCAUGACCUGGAUUUACGACGUGAGCCAGAAGGAUACUAAAUAUAUUUAUCCCAACAUAGCCUGGGACACCUUAUAUCACGCGGGGGCUUCACAGAUCCACCCACAUAUCCACAUGAUGAUGGCUCCUGACCAUUACUACGGCUAUUUUGAACUUCUCCGCUCGGCCGCCCAGAGGUACUACGAAGAGGAAGGGGAAAACUACUUCAGUGCUGUGCUCGAGGUUCAUGCUGCCUUGGGACUCGUGGUGCAUUAUGGGAAGGCCGUAGCGAUCUCAACUGUGGCUGGAAAAGCCGACCUGGAAGUAAUGUUCCUGAGCGAGAGCCCGAACGAAGACUUCUACCACCUCAUAUACUACACAAUCAAUGCGUACCACGAUACAUUCACACAACUCUGCAAAGGGUUCGCUGGCGCCGUGCCUGCCAUGGGGGAAUCAGAUGCAGCAUCCCAAGGCAGGAUUCCCACAGUGGCGAAACUCAUCUCGCGUGGGGACUGCACGUCGCUCAGGACUGACUAUAGUUCCUUCGAAAUCUUUCAGAUUGUGUAUAGAAUGUAUGACCCUUGGCGAGUGGCAGCAGCUAUUAGGAAAGCGAUUAAAUCACACAAUCAUUAACUUAACGUAUAAAACAAAGUGAAUUAUAGUAAAGCAUGUCCAUAA
Penaeus monodon (black tiger shrimp) is the source of this 1544-nucleotide messenger RNA. RefSeq lists its product as uncharacterized. Bases 138 to 1499 code for a protein of 453 amino acids. The transcript is spliced from 9 exons. The record is from RefSeq and is a predicted model, not a curated record. Lineage: Eukaryota; Metazoa; Arthropoda; Malacostraca; Decapoda; Penaeidae.